Molecule: messenger RNA, 552 nt
Organism: Protopolystoma xenopodis
Lineage: Eukaryota; Metazoa; Platyhelminthes; Monogenea; Polystomatidea; Polystomatidae
Source: the annotation of a GenBank genome assembly
AUGAUUGUUUCGCCAGAUGAACUACCUUCUCGCGAAGCUGAUGAAUUGCCUGAUCUGCGUCGCUUAGUCGAGGAGUCUCUUUUGGAGCGUAUUGAACAGCUUCGUCUAGCCCCUUCCUCUCAACCCGAAAGCCCAGCUAUGUCCAUCAACUCAGUUGAAUCUGCCACAUCGCCGACGGGCCGCCUCCCGACUCCGUCUCAUUCUGAUCAGACUAAUCCUGAGAAAGCUGUUCCCAGCCCUCAAGCUGAUUCUGCCCUGAGACGACUGGAGACCCCGCCCAGCUCACGUUCACCUUCGCCCCCAGCUCAGCGGAUAGCGCAAAUUGUCACAUGCCCUUCACUAUAUCCCCUGAGGUCCGUUUCGCCAGGCACAUCUCUGCGUCACACUGUCUCUGUGGCGAUUCAGUGCCCUUCUCCAUUUGGCGCCACUGAUUCCGAAAGAGGCCUAACAGACAGACCUGUCGAGGUCAGAAUAAACCUCGCAUUUGUCCCCUUAUCCCGCCUUCUAUGUCUAUUGCUCGUUUUCAUAUUGGCAGGGCAAGAAAAUUAUUAG